GCUGGUUCAAAUAAUUGACUCAAAUAUCAAGAGCGGAGACACACAAUGGAGUGGAGCACGGUGCAGACACACUGCUGAAAGACUUAUCUGUAUGUUACACAGAGCGCAGCUUUAUCCCGGUGUGAGGAGGACAAACUGCGGAGAUUACUACUAACAGUUUGGGUAGUCUUGUUUCUUCGCGUUUUCAUCUGUUUCUGCUGGUGAAAAAGAUUCAGAUUGCAUUCGGACUUGAGCUGCAUCACAUCCGAGGCCAUCAUGCCUCCCACGACCCCAUAUGCCGGAAAGUUCAACUCUUGUGCUUCUUACGGCAACAACAACAACAACCACCCUCAGCCCCACAGCCCGUACCGCAACGGCACCGCCCCAAAGCCCGCCAAGGAAAACGUCUACAACGGCGCCUACUCCGCGGCAGAAAACCCCUACGACAUACCGCAGCCCCACGCUUCGUAUCGCAGCUCCUCUGUGUCCUCUGUGACCGCCAAGGAGCACCAUUACAACGCCGGCUGCGCGGUUUCCGAGAACCCGUACUCCUCGACGCAGCCUCACAGCCCCCGGCAGCACAGCACUUCCUGUCCGGCACGUGCGUACCGUCACACCACCACCAGCAGCAGCAGCGGCGGCAGCGAGCAGUCUUCUCGCAACAACUCCGUCGCGGCGAAAGGCCGGCGUUACGGACACGGCGUCACCGCUAGCUAUGGGGAGAUGUGUUACCAUGACAACAGUUUGGUUUCGGCAUCCCUUGAGGCACUGAUCCAGCACCUGGUCCCCACAGUUGACUACUACCCCGAUAGGUCUUACGUGUUCACUUUCCUGCUGAGUUCACGCCUCUUCCUGCACCCGUACGAGCUCAUGACCAGGGUUUGUCACCUGUGUGUGGAGCAGCAGCGGUCCGGAGACGCCCUGCUGGAUAAGAUCCGUUUCCGUGAGGUGGCGCCCAAGCUGGUGCAGCUGCUGACCGAGUGGACGGAGACGUUUCCGUACGACUUCAGGGACGAGAGGAUGAUGCGCUGCCUCAAGGACAUGACCCACCAUGUGGCCCGAGGGGAUGAGUACUCUUGGCGAGCCAUGCAGCAGAUGACGCAGCGGCUGAUCAAACGGCUAUCCGCCCUCGGCCAGUACGAGGAGGCCGUCGCCGCGCUCAACGCCGUGGCGACGGAGCGGCCCGCUUCCCUGAAAAGCAAACAGGCCUCGGGUCAGCGAAGUGACGUGAUGAGCGUGUGUGACGACCCCUUCGUCCUCGCCCAGCAGCUCACACACAUUGAACUGGACAGACUGAGUUUUAUCGGUCCCGAGGAGUUCAUCCAGACAUUCGCCAUGAAGGAUCCUCUGGAGAACCAUAAGGGUUUCUUCCGGAAGCGCAAAACCAGUAACCUGGAGGCCUACGUCAACUGGUUCAACAGACUGAGUUACAUGGUGGCCACUGAGAUCUGUAUGCCAGUGAAGAAGAAACACCGAGCGCGGAUCAUAGAGUUCUUCAUUGAUGUGGCUCAGGAGUGUUUCAACAUCGGCAACUUCAACUCCCUCAUGGCCAUCAUCACUGGGAUGAACAUGAGUCCUGUUGCCAGACUGAGGAAGACCUGGAGUAAAGUCAACACUGACAAGUUCGAAAUCCUGGAGCACCAGAUGGACCCGUCCAGUAACUUCAGCAACUACCGCACUGCGCUCCGUGGCGCCACCCAGAGGUCUGAGACUGCACACAGCAGCCAGGAGAAGAUUGUGAUUCCUUUCUUCAGUCUCCUCAUUAAAGACAUCUACUUCCUGAAUGAAGGCUGUGCCAGCAGGCUGACCAACGGGCACAUCAAUUUUGAGAAACUUUGGGAGCUUGCGAAGCAGGUGAGCGAGUUCCUGGUUUGGCGUCAGGUGAUCUGUCCGUUUGACAGAGACCGCCGGAUCCUCCAGUACCUCGUCACCACGCCUGUCUUCAGCGAAGACGAGCUGCACCUGGCCUCGUACGAGAGCGAAGGACCUGAGAACAACAUGGAGAAAGACAGUCGUAGGUCUCUCAGAUCUUCCCUUCUGCAUCGAGAGAAUCGGUCCUAAGAGAGCGACGAUCUGCAGGCUGUAAAUGAACGAGGUAUUUUAAAGCUACAGGUCCCUCCAUAUCUUAUGGACACAACAAACACAGCUGGGCCCACAUUCUCACUCACAUCAACAGAAGAAUAUAUCACAAUUUGUGGGCUUUGCGCUCACAAGGAGCAUACAUGAUUUAUAAAUCGGAUACUGUCACAAUCCCUGAUGAAAUUCAGCAGAUGCCAAAGGACCUUAAUGCUGCAGUUUUGAACAUAAUGAUUCCCAAGGAGUACUCGGACCGACUCAGAAGCUGCUCUUCUUCUUCUUCUUCAUCAUCAGCUCUGUUCAAGGCACUUAAAAGGAUUUCAGACGACUGCAGAAGUAGUCAAACGUGUGGAUUUUGUUUAUAUCUCCGGUGGACCUCCAUCAUGGCGACAACAUAAUUGUGGAAGGACUCAUACCAUGGAAGCUUAAAGGGCUGGUUUUGUCUCUGAAUGAAUAAGACGGAUAUGGACCCGAUUGGUUACAUUGCAACAUAAGCACUGCUUCUCUGCGGACAUCCGGGGCUGAGUUCAGUCAGAAACCACAGAGAGAGGAGAGACGCACUCUGGAAAGAGAGGUCAUCGAUUUGUAUUAUAAGUAACAGGCUAACAACUGCUUUUAGAAGUGGUGUUGUCUACAGUGUCGUCUUGUUGAGUGCUUGAUUGUAAUGACAACAUCGUGAGCACAGCAGCAAUCACUGCACCACAUCCAAUCCAAAUCCAUUUUCUCCCCGUUUCCACACAGCUUCAAUUUCCGGCUAUUUCCAGGUCAUUCAAGCCUUUGAUCUAAUUUGAACACAGAAUGCAAAUCCGCUACAUAUUUCCUAAGACAUUUUUACAGACGCUGCAUUCAUCAAUCAUGCUAUUUGGUUCUAAAAAUGUUGUGAUGCGUGCACUUUGGCUGCGCCUCGGUGAUGCAAAAUUGUGCGAGUGUCAGCAACAUCAUGCUAAUCAUGCGCGUAAAAUCAAAUGCACUUCAGUGGGUUCUUGUGUAUUGUUCUAUAGGAUUUAGUGACACCUAUUUUAAGGCGUCCUUCUAUACAGUAUUAAGUUGUAUUUUGUAUCAGAAGGUUCAAAAAAAGUGUUUUUUUCUUUAUGUACUUUCUCUGAAGUGUAACCGUGAGCUUGUUGCAGGUUGGCUGACUGUGUUGGUAAGCUAAUUUUUGUUAAUGCAACACCAGUUCCUGUGUGACGUGGGGUCUGAAUGAGGCACAAACUGAUGUGUGUACGUGCAGGUCGGAUACAAACAGGACCCGAAACCUGCUCUUCAUCUCAUAAUGAUGUGAGCGUGAUGCGAUCCUUUAAAAGUCUGCCUAUGAGUGAACGUGAUGCUAUUGUUGUGUUUUCUUUUCUUUUUUUUAAGCUAAUUUUAUGUUUCAUUUUAUAAGUGUUUUUUUCAUGUAUCAUUUGUUAUACCAGUCAGGGUACUUGUACUGAAGGUCUUUGUGAAAAGAGGAGUAUAUUUUUCUUUCAAAUAAACAGAAUAACUGAA
Molecule: messenger RNA, 3543 nt
Organism: Perca fluviatilis (European perch)
Lineage: Eukaryota; Metazoa; Chordata; Actinopteri; Perciformes; Percidae
Product: ras-GEF domain-containing family member 1B-B-like
Exons: 14
Coding region: 256-2040 (594 amino acids)
Biological process (GO): positive regulation of GTPase activity; Ras protein signal transduction
Cellular component (GO): plasma membrane
Molecular function (GO): guanyl-nucleotide exchange factor activity
Source: RefSeq, a predicted model, not a curated record